AUGUACCAGAAAUGCUUUCCUGUCACAAAUGCAUGCGAGGAAGAGUUCUAUCAGGCACUUGGCGAAAAGGACGCACAGAUCGCCGGCAUGCAAUUGGAAAUACAACGUCUCCACGCCGAUAGGGCCGAGGAUGCCGCCAAAAUCCAGCAGCAAGUGAUAGAAAAUGGUAAAAUCUUUUUUGAAGCACGACGCCUGGAAAACGAACUGCAUGAGUUGCGUCAGCAGAUGAAUCUCAUGGCUGCCAACAUGCAAGCAUAA
Messenger RNA from Penicillium angulare, 258 nucleotides. RefSeq lists its product as uncharacterized. The coding region runs from base 1 to 258 and encodes 85 amino acids. NCBI's taxonomy places the organism in Eukaryota, Fungi, Ascomycota, Eurotiomycetes, Eurotiales, Aspergillaceae. The record is from RefSeq and is a predicted model, not a curated record. The transcript has a single exon.